This is a messenger RNA of Callorhinchus milii (elephant shark), 3981 nucleotides long. RefSeq names its product lipoxygenase homology domain-containing protein 1-like. The transcript has 26 exons. The record is from RefSeq and is a predicted model, not a curated record. NCBI's taxonomy places the organism in Eukaryota, Metazoa, Chordata, Chondrichthyes, Chimaeriformes, Callorhinchidae. Gene Ontology annotation, molecular function: protein binding. Bases 1 to 3981 code for a protein of 1326 amino acids.
AUGGAGCCUUACGAGGACUGGAGUGAAAGGCAUGUGGGGUUCAGUUCAGGUGAGGAUGUGGGCAGCGGAGUCCCAGAUAAGUUGCUUUUCUUUGAAGAUGUGGGAGAUAUUUAUAAGAUUCGCAUCAACUACAAUACCCUGGGGAAAGGCUUUGAGAAGUGGCAUUUGAUGUCCAUCGUUUUAAAAGACCUACAUGUAGACAAGACUCUGCUCUUUGACUGUGACACCUGGCUGUCUACUACCUCCGAAGACAGACAGCUGAUUAAAGAAUUCCCCCUGACAGUCGAUGGAAAGGCAAUAUUACCUGUCAAUGAUUACUUUGUUUCCGUGCACAUCGGUGACUGCUGGGGAGCAGAAACCUUUGCUAAUGUUUUUGCAACACUGUAUGGAGAGCGAGGAGACUCUGGAAGAAGGAAUCUAACAUCUCCAACCUUAUUCAGUAGAAACAAGUUUCAACAAGGCGAGGUUGACACAUUCAUGGUGGAAGCGGUAUCUCUGAGCAAAUUGACAAAGAUGAUCGUGGGUCACGAUGGAAAGGGAUACGGGGCUGGCAUGUACCUAAAGAUGAUUACAGUAAAGGAAGGCGAGGAUUCAGAAAAAGAGUGGGUGUUCCCAUGCUGGAAGUGGCUGGAUGACCACAUUGGUGAUAAAAAAAUUCUCGAGGAAAACUGUGGUCAUUUUAAUGUGAAUGUGCCUGCAGGUGAAAGGCUGGUUUCCAUUUCCGACAUCAGAGAAGACGAGAAAUCGGGUGUAUGGCAAGUGAACAUCAAAGGCUCCCAAGUGUUAAUCGAGGGAGAUCCUAUUGAGUUAAUAAUCAUUAUUUAUGGAAUAGGUGGCCAAAAGAAGUUAAUUGCUCCGAUUGUGCAACCAACUUCACAAAUUAUGGCUGAAUUGGGAGCAUUGGGGAUGAUUUCCAAGAUCCAUGUCAGUCCUGAACCCAAUACCUUGAGGCAGCCUUGGAGACUAGAUUCUAUUAUUAUGAAGCAUGUUGGCAGCAAUGAGGAGCUAUGGUUUGACUUUCAUUUGUGGCUGAGACAUGAUGGCAAUCAACAUCAGUUCAAGGAACUCCCUGCCCUGCAUCCUAUCAUCGAUCCUUUGCCUGUUGUAGAGUACAAAGUUGACAUAUAUACUGGGAAUGUGAACCACGGGGCCAUUCAAGGAACAUUUUACAUUAUUGUACAUGGAGAGAAAGGGGACACUGGAAAACGCUGGCUGAAACAAUCUGCUCAGUCAGAGGUUAUAUUUGAUCCAGGACAGACAGCAACAUUCAUUUUCAAAGCAGUGGAUCUAGGUAGAGUACAAUAUCUUACUGUUGGAUACAGCAGUCUACAAGAUUGGUUCCUGGAGAAAAUCACAGUGGUGGAAGGAGCAUUACCCAUUUCUACUUACACUUUUAGCCACGAUGACUGGAUUGUCAAACAUGAAAAGGAAGAUACUUACUCUGAAACAAUCAUCCAUCUUCAAGAAGCAGCUCGUAAUUUCCCUAACCCAAUGAAGGAUUAUCCUAGUGAAAGCCAAGGAAACUGGAUUGUGUGGCUGCAUACAAUGGAGUUUGAAAAUUUAACCGAAAAGCAGAUAAUUUCUUUAAUUGUGUUUGGUAAAAAUAAUAAAUCUGUUUCGCUGCCAACAUUUGACCAGAAGGAUGAACCAUUUGAAAUAUCACUUGAAGAUAUUGGUGAAAUAAUAAAGGUUUCCUUGGUAUUGGAAUUUUCCACCAUGACCAUGGGAUUAAAACUCUUAAAGUUACGUAUGAAGCACAUGGACACAAACCAGGAGCUUGGAUUUUCCAUCAGAGAUCGCUGGUUGUUUGAACAAAACGCAAAUGAAACCGUGACGGAGCUGGCAGCUAUUACACCACACAAGCAACCACUGCAAGAUGUGUACUAUACACUAUACAUAUGGACAGGGAAUCUUCUUGCAGCAGGUACCGAUGCCCCUAUAUAUAUCACAAUAUAUGGUGAAAAUGGAGACACCAGCAAAAGGAAACUCCAAUAUAAUGAUGUUCCAACUUUGUUUGAUAAAGGACAGAUUAAUGUCUUUAGUCUCCGAGCCAUAGACUUGAGUAUUCCAGAAAAGAUACAUAUUGGACACGACAGUUUGGGAUAUGGAGCUGGCUGGUAUUUGGAAAUGAUCUAUCUAGAAGAACCAACAGAGAAUGGCGUGCCCAAUGUCUACGUGUUUCCAUGCCAACAGUGGCUUGACAGCGAAGUUGAUAGCAAAGAUACAAAGAAACAGUUAAACCUCGUUGGAAAAGUCAGCAAUAAAACUGACAAGAUGAUAGCAAGUCUUCAGGUGAAAGACUACAUUUUCUUUGUCACCACAAAAUCCCAACACAAAACAAAUCCAAGCAUGUAUGUUACUUUAAAAGGAUCAUUGGGAGUUACAGGCAAAUUAAAACUUACCAAACAAUCAAGUGAAAUGAAGAAAGCCUUGGUCAGCAUGUAUCGCUUUCAGGCCAUAAAUGUUGGACAGCUACAAGAAUUGUACAUUGAGAUAAAACAUACAGACAUCUAUCCUAAGCAGAUUGUUGUGAGGGAUGGAGUGGAUAGUAGAGAAGAAGCUGUAUUUGAAUCUCAAGACACCACAGAAGCAAUAACUGAACGUGGUGGAACAUUAAGAACCUUCAAAUGUAAAGACUACCAGAAGGUAAAAGACAUUAUGCCUUGUCCAGAAUGGCCUCAAAUUAAGAAAGGUGGCAAAUGGAAUGUGUUACUUAUAAAAGUUUGCAGUGAAGAACCUCCAGCAGUAAUGUACACAGUUGAAUUGGAAAUGGUCAUAUAUGGAGCAGCGAAACAUUCUAAACCUAUUGCGUUGACUUCUACCUCAUCUGAUUGUGAGCAAAAUGUAACGUUUGAGGUAAACGUACCAGAUGAUAUUGGUAAACCCUGGAAGAUUCGACUAGGACUUGCAAAUCCAUCGGAUAAUAUAUCUCAAAUAAAACUUCGCUAUUUCAAGAUGCAGAAUGUGAUAACAAAGGCUGCAUUUAACUACUCUGUUAAUGAGACACUUCCUGUUAGUUCUAACGGCGACAGAUGGGUUGAGUUCCCUGUAGAGUGGCCACAAAAAACAGCUUUGAGUGUUGUGACAUAUAAUUUGAAGAUGUACUGCGAUGACUUUUUGGAUAAGGAUCCCCCUAUUGUUGUUAGUUUGUGUUUGUAUGGGGAGAAUGGUGACACUGGAGAAAGAAACCUUCUUAAACCUAUUGGGAAACAAGCAGCAUCUGAAGACAGAAAGUUCUAUGUGUUUCAAAUUUUUGCUGUGCAGCUGGGAAAGAUGAACAAACUCGAGCUGUCUGCCAAUGGCAUAAAAAAUGACAAAUUUCAUGUAAAUGAGGUCUACGUCAGUGAAGCUACUCAACCAAAGAAACGUUUUGUGUUUGCUCUCAAUGAGAACAUUUUAGUUAUCCCCAAAAAUCCAGUUAUAAGGAUAUUUGAGUUGUCUGGUGUAAUUAACGAUGAACGGGAAGAAUCAGAAAAUUUGAAAAAACAUCUCGUUGAAUACGCGGUCAAGGUUUACACUGAAGAUCAAUUUGGGCCAAAUACGGAUGUCAAUAUGUACAUUAUCUUAUUUGGUGAUGAAGCAGUUUCUAACAGAGUUCCUUUGACGGAAACAAUAGAUUUUCAAGAACCAUUUAAAAAAAAGCACGUGGACCAAUUCAGAAUUGAAACAAAUCCACUUGGUAAACUCUACCUAAUUGAAAUUGGCUAUGGUAAACAAAAUCCUAGAAGUGGGUGGUUCCUGGGAAAAGUUGAGGUAACUGAUGUAUCCACAAAAGAAACCUAUGUUUUCCCAGGCAACAGGAACUCUGCUUCUGAAGGUGUUUGCAUUGGAAUGGAAUUCCCUUGGAUCAGUGUGAUCCAGUGUACGUACAGUUAUCAGGAGAAGCCCCAGUCACUCUCAGAUUUCUUACUAAAAAAUUCCUUAUUAAUACUAAACACAAAAAGGAACUUUAUCAUUGAUCAACAGAAAUAUCCGGAUUAA